AUAAUGACGUGUCAGGCGGAAUGAGCCCCUUGUGUCGCGCUGAAGCUCCCUAAGAAGGCUUCACUGGGGGCUAAAGGAUGUUGAAGCAACCAUCAUGGGCCACGCCCUGUGCACCUGCUCCAGGGGAACCAUCACUAUCAAUAACAAACGUUAUCUUUUAAUCCAUAGGCUUGGGGAGGGUGGUUUUAGCUAUGUGGACCUUAUAGAAGGGUUACACGAUGGGCAUUUCUAUGCACUUAAACGCAUCAUGUGCCAUGACAAAGAUGAUCGUCAGGAGGCCAUGCAUGAAGUGGAGAUGCACUUGCUCUUUGACCAUCCCAACAUCCUGCCCCUGUGUGCGCAUGCGGUGGUGGAGAGGGGAUCCAAACAUGAGGCCUGGCUCCUGUUGCCCUUCUGUAAGAGAGGGACCCUUUGGCAAGAAGUUGAAGUUCUGAGAGAUAACGGUGUCUUCAUGCCUGAGGAGCGAAUCCUUGCCAUCCUUCACGGUAUCUGCCGGGGCCUGCAGGCCAUCCAUAACAAGGGCUAUGCACACAGAGAUCUGAAACCUACAAAUGUGCUACUGGAUGACGAUGACCAACCAUUGCUGAUGGACCUGGGUUCCAUGAAUCAGGCACGCAUUGAGGUGCAGAAUUCUCGGGAGGCCAUGGCUAUUCAGGACUGGGCUGCCCAGCGUUGCACCAUCUCAUACCGAGCACCAGAGCUGUUCACUGUUGAGCGUGAAUGCGUUAUUGAUGAACGUACUGACAUCUGGUCCUUAGGCUGUGUUCUGUACUGCAUGAUGUUUGGCGAGGGGCCUUACGACAUGAUCUUCCAAAAGGGUGACAGUGUGGCCUUGGCUGUGCAAAACCGCAUCACUGUGCCCCAGAACACCAGGUUUCAGGUACUCGCCUGCCUUGGAACAUCUACUCUCUUCUACAAUGGUGGUAAACCCCCAGGAGCGUCCAUACAUUGCUAAUGUCAUCAGUCAGCUUGAGGAGAUACAGCCAGCUCCCCCUGGACAGGACACCACACACAUCUAAGACCACAGAAUGGGUGGUGAAGACGGACAGCAGGAAAGCUGCUUCUUGAAAGGACUCGAUAAAGCCCGUGUGUUUGUGCUGCUCCAGGUUGGGAGCAGGGGAAUCUGUCUUGUCCCGGCUUCCAUCCUUCAGGAACUCCCUACAGUGGAACCACCUCCGCUCUUGGACCUUAUGGUACUGCUUGCGACUUGCUUGGAUCUCUCUGUCAUGGUUGCCUUGGCACGCAUCCCAAGUAUUUUACAAUGUCAUGGCUGCUUAGUUUGUAUUUGGAAUCUGCCUAUGUAAAGAUUGCUGGGGUAUAUUAGGGCUCUGGCAGCAGCAAUGGAAAGGGGGUGGGGAGAAGAUAUGCAGCAUGUAUUUUUUAAUUCCAGUACAGUACCUGAUGGGCUACUGAGGAAGGGCUGGUGCCCUAUUCCUGUAGGCAUAGGCAAGCCCUCAAUGCCUCUGUACUGAAUAAAGUCUUCAGAACACAGCUAUGUUAACUCAUUGUCUGAACAAGAUCAAGGAACAGCAGCCUACAGUUGGGCAGAGAGAAACAAUACA
Gekko japonicus is the source of this 1562-nucleotide messenger RNA. It is a transcript of the gene STK16, whose product is annotated as serine/threonine kinase 16. Gene Ontology annotation, biological process: protein phosphorylation. The record is from RefSeq and is a predicted model, not a curated record. Gene Ontology annotation, molecular function: ATP binding; protein serine/threonine kinase activity. The transcript is spliced from 8 exons. Gene Ontology annotation, cellular component: cytoplasm; Golgi apparatus. NCBI's taxonomy places the organism in Eukaryota, Metazoa, Chordata, Lepidosauria, Squamata, Gekkonidae. The coding region runs from base 95 to 955 and encodes 286 amino acids.